AUGCAGAACCUUACUGAGUUUCCAGGUAAUUCGACCUAUGACAAAACUCUGUCUGUGAUCAUCAAGGUGUGCGUGGUUAUCCCCUUCUUCUGCGUCUUCCUCUGCUUCAUAGGUGUCAUGUUGCAUAUUUUUGCGUGUCACAGACAGUUCCUGGACACCUCGCGUUACAUCCUCUUUGCUCACGUGCUCAUUAAUGACACCCUCCACCUCUUAUCCUCUGUGCUGCUCUUUCUCUUUGUCAUGGGUCAGGUCAAGUUUGCCAUUGUCUACUGUGUUCCUAUGCUCCUUAUUUCCACCGCCACUUUCCAGAUCACGCCUUUACUCUUAGCCACAAUGUCCCUGGAGCGUUAUGUUGCCAUCUUCUACCCCUUACAGCGCCCGGCAGCCUGGCGCUCAGACCGCAUCUGGGUCAUUAUUCUGUCCCUGUGGCUCAUCAGCUGCAGCACCCCACUCAUCGAAAGCGCCAUGAGGGAACCGGAUCCUGCUGUGAAUGACUUCUUCACGCCUGUGGUCUGCAAAUCCAGCGCUGUCAACUCAUCUCCAAUCCAGACAUUAUUUAAAGCUGCCACAAAUAUUAUUUUCUUCGCAGUAGUGGCUGUCAUCAUCCUCUUUACAUACAUGAGGAUCCUGCUGGAGACCAGGAAGCUGAGACAAGACCGAGUGUCAGUGGACAAAGCCCUGCACACUGUGCUGCUGCACGGCUUUCAGCUGCUGCUCUCCAUGUUGGCCUUUACAAGCCCCCUAACUGAGAGUUUCAUUGUGAGGCAUGUGAAGUGGUUACCGGAGGACAUCGCCUUUUUUAAUUACUUCUGUUUCAUGCUGAUCCCCCGCUUUCUCAGCCCGCUCAUCUAUGGAUUCAGGGAUCAGAUUCUCAGGGCCUACAUCGUGAAAAUGUUUCUCCGCUGCUCAAACAAAGUGAGACCCCACUUCAGAGGCAAGCUGCGGGACAAUUUUCCUGCCUCUUGA
Molecule: messenger RNA, 966 nt
Organism: Xyrichtys novacula (pearly razorfish)
Lineage: Eukaryota; Metazoa; Chordata; Actinopteri; Labriformes; Labridae
Source: the annotation of a GenBank genome assembly